Messenger RNA from Drosophila nasuta, 777 nucleotides. RefSeq lists its product as uncharacterized. Bases 1 to 777 code for a protein of 258 amino acids. NCBI's taxonomy places the organism in Eukaryota, Metazoa, Arthropoda, Insecta, Diptera, Drosophilidae. The transcript has a single exon. The record is from RefSeq and is a predicted model, not a curated record.
AUGAGUCCAAAGGAUCGGAUGUUUCAACUUAUUGUCUGGCGUGAAAAUCCGUCAGAAAAGCUUCAAAUUUACCAACUGAAUACAGUUACUUAUGGCACUGCGACUGCUCCUUUUCUGGCCAUACGAAGCCUUCACGAACUUGGUGUUCGCCAUAAGGAAACACAUCCUCUUGGAGCUAAAGUCGUCUGCAAUGACUUCUGCGUCGAUGACAUGCUUACUGGAGCUGACGAUGCUGACACGCUGAAGGAGAUUUGUGUCCAAGUGUCAGAUAUCCUAAGCUCCGGUGGUCUCCAAUUGGCCAAAUGGUACUCCAACCACCCUACUUUAAUCAAUGGGAAUGAAACUGAUAAAGUUCUCAGUUUCAACGACACAGAUUCGACCAAAACAUUGGGCAUGCGGUGGACGCCAAAAUCUGAUAUAUUUCGAUAUCAUUUGGACUCCAGCUUCACCGAUCUUAGCCCAACAAAACGCACCGUUUUGUCUGUGACAGCUCGUAUGUUCGACCCACUUGGCUUGCUGAGCCCCAUCAGUAUUAAAGCCAGAAUAUUACUGCGAGAGCUCUGGCAAAAUCAUCUGGCUUGGGACGAAACUAUCCCUAUGCAGAUGCAUACAAGAUGGGAGAGAUUUAAAGAAAAUCUACGAAACCUUGACAAAGUAUCCAUUCCACGAUACACCAAUUCCAGCAAAGCCAAGAUCCAAAUUCAUGGAUUUGCAGACGCUUCAACCACGCUUAUGGCUGCUGUUUAUAUAUACGAGCUAAUCAGAAUGGAAAAGUGA